CAUUCUGUCAGCAGUACCGUAGCCAGCGGGACUAGGAAAGCGAUUCUCCCCUCUGUAGUGGUCACCGGCCAGGCCGCAGUUCAAGUGCUAAGUCCAGUUCUGGUCUCCUCAAUUCAGGAAGGACACUGAGGUGCUGGAGCGUGUCUAGCGAAGGGAAAGAGAGCUGGAGAAGGGUCUGGAGCACAAGUCUGCUGUCAAGGCGAGCCUGGUGAGCCAGUGAGCUGCUGCAGCUUUGUGAGCAAGUGUGAGAGCAGCUGGGACAGGGAAGUUGACCAGCUUGGUUGAAAUCUGUAUUUGCAGAGAACUUGUGUCAUUAAAAAAAACUGACAUAACAGCACUGGAAAGUCUGCAAGAGUGAGGAUGUUGGAGCAAGAUGGGAAGGAAGUUGGAUCCCCAGAGCAUAUGCAACUACACUGACCAAGAUACAUCCACUUCUCUGUCAUCACAGAUUUGUUGUUUUUCCAAUGCAUCAACUUUUGAAGGCAUGAGAGUAUUUAAGUGGAAGUCUUGGACAACUUGUGCAGGUUUGGCAGCCACUGCCCCAGUGAUAUCUUGCUAUCCAGGGAGGAGCAUGCACUGGAACCGAAGGAUUGAGGGAUGAACAGCACAGGAGUGCCCUCCUUCUGCAGCAGUUAUGUUACACCAAGCCUGGCAGCUCUGUGGGAGGUGGUGCCGCUGGUCCAGCUCUGUUGUCCAUCUUAUCAUGCUGACUGUGAUGACAUUCGGGGUGGUUGCCCCUUUGAUUUGCCACCGGCUCCUCCACUCCUAUUUCUAUUUGCGGCGCUGGCACCUGAACCCCAUGAGCCAGGAGUUCCUGGAGCACAACCAGCAGGAGGGACAGGAUGCCCUCCAUUACUUUGAGAAGAUGCAGAUACCAAAUGCCUCUGAGGCCUCUGGCAGUGAUGCCUUCCAGCCCUUGCUGCUGAUCACCAUUAUCACUGUGCAGAGGCGGUAUGAUUUCCACUAUGUCCUGCAAGUGGCCUCCCGCUUCCACCGCCUCCUCCAGGAAUGUGGUGCACGCUGCCGGAGCCACCGCGUGCUCCUCUGCAACGUGGAGUCAGACCCCAGUAGCCAUCAGGAUGUCAGAUUGCUGAGCAGCUUCUUUCCUAUGGUCAGUCGUGACAGAACUGGAGAGAACCCUGACCCCAGAGUGAACCAGUUCGAGAAGGAGAAGCAGGACUAUGUCUUCUGCCUUGAGCAGUCCCUGUUAUCAUACAACCCACAGUACAUCCUUAUAGUGGAAGAUGAUGCUGUGCCAGAGAAGGAGAUAUUCUCUGUCCUGCAGCACCUCUUCUUGGCCCGGUUCUCCAAACCAUAUCUCAGAGAUGCUCUUUACUUCAAGCUCUACCAUCCUGAGCGGCUCCAGCACUACUUCAACCCGGAGCCCAUGAGGAUCCUGGAGUGGUUGGGCCUGGGCAUGUUGCUGGGGCCGGUGCUGAGCUGUGUGUACUCAUGGGCACUGGGGCGGCCCAGCCCCAGCUGGCUGCUCGUGCUGUUCUUUGCUCUGUACAGCAUGGCCCUGUCGGAGCUGGUGGGGCGGCACUACCUGCUGGAGCUGCGCCGCCUGCACCCCGCGCUCUACAACGUGGUGCCAGUCACCGAGUGCUGCACCCCCGCUAUGCUCUUCCCGGCUCCCUCUGCCCGGCGUGCCUUAGGUUACCUGCAGGGGCUGCACUGCCAGCAGGGAUUUGCUAAGGACACUGCCCUCUACUCCCUGCUGUGGGCCAAGGGGGAGAACGCCUAUGUGGUGGAACCCAAUCUGGUCCGGCAUGUGGGAAUGUAUUCCAGCCUCCGGCUGAACAGCAGCCCAAAGCUGCUGUGAUCUGUGCAUGCCUUUCCAGACACAAAAGCCAGGGAACUUGCCACCGGGCAGAAGGGAAGUGUGCAAACUGGGAUAUUGUGCUGCUUGCACCGGGCUUCCUGUUCCUCCAAAUGGACAAAGAAUAACUCUCUUUAAAAAAAACAAAACACAAAGGUCCUUAAGAAAAUCAACUUAUAUACAUAUAGACCCUAUUUAAUAUAUACCAUGCACCACCUGGGAGGGGAGUGGAUGAUCCCAGCAGAAGGUGUGGGUUGCCCACUCUCCUUAACUGUUCUUAAAGAAAAGCUCUCACACCAACAUGCACAGCUAUCCUGCCUACUCUUCUGUACACUGAUUACAAAAUUUGCCUUAGGGCAACAGAAAUGUGGGACAAAAUGAAUGUUUUAAAUUUAAGCUAAUGAGGACGGGCAGGCCUUAUUUCCUCAUCCUUACUAAGGUCUGAUCUCUGACCUCUGUCUGUUUCAAAGCUGUGGUUUUGAGCAGACCCUUCAAAAGCAGAGGUGGUUUACGGGAACUUCCCCGCAAAUUCUGUCUGGAUGCUUAAAAUUUUAUGAAGCCUCUAUUAGUUACUGUUUCCCCCUGCAGAUCCUAUCUGCACCUCCACCCUUCCCAUUCUUUUUGUUCAGACCAGAGGCUCUUAAAACUAAAGCCUCUGCUGCUCCAUUAAUUGUCAACUCUGAGGGUAGGAAUAGGAAAACAGAAUCACAUCCACUGGUGUUGCACAGACGGGUCACAAAUGCACAUUUUCGUUGAUACACGACAGAUGUUAAUACACAUAACAGGAUUGAUUGCUGUGCUGGUUGGUUUUAUCACUAGUUGUAGUGAAUCUAGCUCAUUAAAGGAGGUCUUAUCAGUCACUGAUUGAACUUAGGUAUUCAAGAUUAAUUUACCUUGCCUUCCUACCAGCACAGAGGCAAAGGAAAGAUUAGAUCAGGUGCUGCUGAUGUGCAGGAUCCUUGUUCAUUUUGGAGCUGUAAUUCCCAUUUCGGCCUGAGUGGUGCAUUCACUGCUCCUGGCAGGAAGCAAAACACCUGUUAUCUGUUAUCUCUUCACAAAGACAGGCACCAAUAGCACAGUACAUCAAGAGGCCACUCUAAUAGUGACCCAUUAACUUUGUGUGCCCUGGUUGUUAGGCAUUUGGAUAGGUACUUUGUACCAGGGAGGUGGGCACAGUUAAAUAUAAAACCAUGCAAGUGACAAAAGAUCUCAUACAGAUUGAAAACAGGCAAAAACUGUGUAUAUCUAAUGAAAAGCCCACCUUGGCUAUAGUGGGCUUUGAAUCAAAUUCCACUUAUAUGUGGAAUUUGGUUGAACUGCUUUUAAAACCUCAUUCCUAGCUUUAGAGUGAACCACAGACAAUAUUUUUGUUGAGUUUAGUUGUUUGGGUUUUUUUAUUUUGGUGAUGGAAGAGCUCUGCUUUGAAUUUUCUUCCCGCAGGUCUCUCCUAGGUGAUUUAUGCCUUAACAGGUCUGCUUAUAGGUGUGAAAGACUUAAAACUCCUGAGAAAUGAAACCAAAGAAAAUAUCUGUCAGGACACUGUGGGUACCAGUUACACAACACAAACACAUAGUGCAGGUUAGCACAGAAAUGGCAUCAGAGCAGUGCUUUGCUCUCCCAAUAAUCAGAUGGAAUACUUUUAGGACAGCUUUGGAAAUCAGAGGUAAGUAAAAACUGCUGGUGGAUUUCAUGUCAUUCCAAAGGCAAAGCACCUCUCCUGCCAGAGGACGCUGGAAAAAUGGCACAGGCAAAAUUCCCAGCUGCUGAAAACCCGAGGAUACCAAGGCAGAUGGGCAAACCUCUUCUCAGGCUUUACACAGGGUCAGGAUGACAGGAUUUGAGUGUUGUCGUGUAUUUAUUUCACUAAGUGCCUGCAUAUGCAACUUGUUUCUGCAUCUUCAGCUUUGAAUGUUUCACUGCUGACACUCUUUUUCUCUUCACUCUUUUAUAUCUUUGUGCUAUACAAAUCCAGGACAGUGCCCUGUUUUUUUCAUGAGGGCCCAUUCAUAUUCAUUCUUGCAAAGAUCUCACAGUAAUGUACAAUAAAUGGGUCAGGGAAUGAAAAAAGGAGGAGGGAAAAGAAACCAAGUAACUAUAUACAGUUACUAAAUGUUUCCAUAUGGAGAAAUUAUUUAUCCAUUUGUCUCAAAAGUUAUUUUCCUUGUUUGUCCGGUAGUACUUUGUCAUCCCAAAAGUCCAGGGGAGGUCAAUACUUUCACUGAGCCUCAGAGCUGAAAACUGAGAACACGAAUUUGAGGCAUCCCUUCUAAACAAGAAGACAAUUUUCAGGUCAUAAGAGAUGAGAGAAGUUGACUGGGAGACCAAACAAUAUGCAGAGGGCCUGGGGCUUGAACUUCCAAGUGUGAGAGUUUCAGAUAAACCAGUUGAGAACAAACUCCUUUGCGCAAGAAGCAGGUUAAUUCUUUAUAGCCUUCUGGAAUGAUUUUCUUAAGUGCACAACUUACCUUCACAAGAGGUGCUGCUUUUACCGAGCCUGCUGGGAGCUGUUUCUGAGUUACUGGUACUUGGGCAGUGCCCACCCUGCUAGUGGGGCAUCUCAGGUAAGGGCUCCAUCUGGUGCUGCUGCCUUUGACCUAUCACAGGUAGAGUGAUUUUUGUUCCUAUUUUCUGUGCCACAAGUCAGAGAAGUGUACAUCACCCUCAGAACAGAAAAUGGGAGGUUACUGUGAAUUCUUAAUUCCUGUUGGAUUUUGUUCUGCAGUUCAGGCAAAAAAUGCAGUUUCAAACACACAAAAGCCUUUUCCCUCUCUUUUCUACCAGGGGAGAGUGGAGCUGAGUUGCUGUAUCACAGGCUAUAUAAGUUCAAGGUAUAGCAUUAGCUUUUUGAAAUGUGGCCUUAAGAUUUUGGUUUCAUUCACUUUAAAACAGACUUAGUGACUGUUUUUUAAACAAACUGUCAUUUUUCUUGGGUGUUGGUUUAUUCCCAAUAGUUUGGAGACUAUUUUUGAACACAGCUACUACUGCUUGCACAAGAGGAUUCUUUCUUGAUGGGCCAGCAGCAGGACUCAAGGCUUUAUUGUCCAAGACAAGUUAUUAAAUUAGACCAAAACUGCAUUUGUUUCCAAGACAUGUCCAACAUAAACAUGAUUCUGGCAGAACACAGGACAUAAAAUAACAGGUCUCUCUAUUAGAUUAGAAGCUCAAGAGGAUUUUCUAGCUGCAUUGAGAAUCAAUGUCUUAGUGAGAAGACACUGCAUUUGAAAAGAGAAGGGAAAAGCCUUCCUUCCAGAGGUGAGGUGCUGUGAAUCACUAGAUUGGGUAUUUCAACAGCAAUUUGUCUGGAUGCAGGCUAAUUUUUUUUCUUUCUUUUUUUUUUUUUUUUAAUAGUUAUUUACAAGCAAACUUUCAAUAAAAUAAACAACCUUUCUAGUAAAACUCUGUUGUCCUUUUCUGUUUGUAUUCCUGACUGACAGAUCCAUCUUUCCUUACCAAAUUUGACAAGGAAAGAUACUUCCAUGUUCAUGCAUCUGCACAGAUGUAAUAAUUUUGAUUCUACAGCCACACAGGUUGAAAAGGACCUAUGAAGGUCCAUGGUCCAAUUCCACACUCAAAGCAAGUCUUAUUAGAGCAGAGUCCUCAUGCUCUUCUCCAAUCGAGUACUGAGGCAUUUUAGCAGGGACUUGAGAUAAAAUCGAGCUCUGAGAGCUGGAAUUUAACCUUAGCUUACAUUUGUAUGGAGAGGGUACAUAUUUCACAAAAUAAGAAAGGUAAUUUUCUGUGGGAGACAGUUGUAGCUACAAAGGCAUUGGCAGUUUCUCUCCCAAAGGCAGAGUUUUGUUUUGUGUUAUUUCCACACCAGCUUUGCAGACAUCGUAUCCAAAUUCAGCAGGUGGCAGGGCCCAACCUGUGGUUCUGAAUAAUCUUCAGUAAAACACAUCUGCGAAAAAUGUAGAGAGAAUUAGGUACUCUGUGGUCUGUGCUUUCUCACUACAUGUGUCUCUGUGCUGAAGAAACUUCAUUCCCUCAGAGUAUCUGUCCUCCGGGAGAAUCCACCCCAUCAGCCUCUUUAUCCAUGCACUUACAGGCCAAGCAACAUCAAUGUCCCUUUCCACAACUUUGUUCUUCAUGGCAAGCUAUGAAUGCCACUUUCACAGCUGUAUAACAACAGUGAUUUUUAAAUGUUGAUGAUGAAAAAUAAGACUUAUAUUUUAUUGCCCUGUUACAUAAACCUCUGGACAGCUGUGCCUGCCUUCUCUUUGAAUUUCUGCCAUGGUAUCCAGUGUUCCUGUAGUGGUGCAGAAACCACAUCUACCAUGGUCUUUUCAGCAGGCUGAUUCAUUCCAGACAUCUGUUGGGGUUUGUGUUUUGCAAACUGUAUGCAAAUAUUAACAUGCAGCACCUGAUUGUGCUUUUUUGGGGGGACUGUGUGCCGACUAGAAAAACAGGUAAUAAACAGUUAAGUGUCUCCUUCUACAGAA
Molecule: messenger RNA, 6258 nt
Organism: Pseudopipra pipra
Lineage: Eukaryota; Metazoa; Chordata; Aves; Passeriformes; Pipridae
Gene: PGAP4
Product: post-GPI attachment to proteins GalNAc transferase 4
Exons: 5
Coding region: 635-1822 (395 amino acids)
Biological process (GO): GPI anchor biosynthetic process
Cellular component (GO): Golgi membrane
Molecular function (GO): glycosyltransferase activity
Source: RefSeq, a predicted model, not a curated record